AUGCGGUUCGAUCCGGCCGGAUUCACGGGACCACCUACGUCGCACGAGCGAACCAACGGGAACGACGACGAUGCCGACUACUUGCGUUUCCAUUUUCCUCGCCGCGAUCCAUCCGUCGCGCAGAUCCGUUUGUUUCACCUUCGAGCCAAGGUUGACGUUUUGGCCAGCAGUUUCCUAUUCGUCCUACGGACUUGCAAGAUUCUCGGCCAACGAAAAUCUUGCUCCGCUCGAGAGAAGAAGCAGCAGCCGCGUCGUUAUCGGCCUUACGAUCCUUUCGUCACCACCGUCGGCACCACAAGUGGAAGCAUCGUCACCGAUCGUCGUCGACUCGCGUCGUCGCUCGAGAAUGGGCCCGAAUUCAGAAACGCCACUGCCUUUCGCGUCUUUUACAGUUCAGUUUACCGCAGCGAGACGUGCGCGCGCAUUCGCACGUUCGCGAUUAUUUUGGAACCGAGAAAACGUCGGGUGUCGCGAUUUCGUCGCUGCAACGGUCGCGAUGCGGACCGAGGGAACGGUGACGUCGACGACAGCGACGACGAAGAGAACGACCACGCUCGGGUCGAGCGUUUUUCCUGGACGUUGCGAGACUCGGGGUCACGGCCGCCUCGUGACCGAAUCAACACCGACCGAACGAGAACGAGAGGAAAGAGUGAUCGAGCUAGACCAGUCGUUCUCGACGAAUCCGUCGAUCAAUCCCCGAUACCUAUCGUGGACGUCACGAACGUUCCUUCCGUCGACGCGUUUGCUUACACUGCCCAGAAUGACGAGAACGAUGACAGUGUUCCGCGUAACCCGCCGCCACAUUGCCAGAUCGGACUGGAUUCCGAAGGAUUCGAGAGCAGGAAUGAUCCGAAAAGGGACAAGUUGCGCGUCGGUGAUGGAAACGGAAGAAGCGAGAACAAUUACACUGCCCGGUUCCAGGAGCCGAUUACCAACGGAAGCUGCAAGAACGAGAGAGAGUUGGCGACCAGCGGAUCAACGAAACUCUCAAAUUCGUACGGUCGAAAGUACGGAUUCUUGUUCGUUAUGUAUCUAUUGGCUUGGCCGCUGGUCUGCUCGACCACUCCUUCCGGACAAUUUGCUUCCGGUUUCGCCCACGGUCCAUCUCUCGGUCCCGCUGAGAAUCUUUUGCAGCACAACUCCACGCAAAUUUCAUCCUUGUUUUCGUCGGGUGUCGCGUCGCAACAGCAACAGCAACAGGAACAACAGAAGCAACAACAGAAGCAACAGCAGCAGAAACAACGGCAUCGUCAAACGGAAGAGCAAUUAGUUCAAGUCGCGGAGUACGGUAGAGAUGGUAACAACGCGCAUCGUCGUCGCUGGUACGAUGAUCAACGAAAAGAAGAGGAACGCGAAAUUGAGGAAUCAUCGUAUCAAAGCCACCAGGCAGUUCUCGAGUCGGAAACGUUACAUCCUUACAACGAAUACAGCUGGGAGGUGAACCAGAUAAAUCCUUGGUUGUCGGCCUGCGAUCUGGCGGGACCAGCGCCGGCCGAUCUUCAAGGUAGUUGCGGUCCACCGGAAGUCCCGAAGAACUGCCCGAUCGCGUGCACGAUAGAUGCCGGGAAAGAGUUUCUUGAGGUGAUCGAGAGAACGUCGUGGUCGAGACGAGGCAAGCCGAAAGAAUCUGCUGCCGGUGAGCAACUCCAGCGACAGAAUAAAGAGAAUAAGAAGAUUAAGAAUAAGAUUGGGGAUGGCGUACGGAUGGCUCCGGAACAGUGCCUUUUUUAUCUCGAGGAGUCGCAUAAGAGGGACAUCUGUCGGGAUGAUUUUGGCCGGACCAGUACGCCAAGUUUUUUAACCCCGAGGGAGAAUCGAUAUUGGUUCAUGAGCGGGUUGCGUCUGCGGCACUGCUGCGAGCACGCGGUGGUCAACGCCCUGGCACCCGGCAAGGGCGGUCCGCUCGAGAACGUGCUAAACGGUGGCCAGAAGUGCGCCGAUGCCCUGGACAAGCUGUUGCUCGUCGAUGCGUUAGCCGCGAGAUUGCAUUGUGAAUUCGAGGAAGUGCUGGCGCGAUACGACUGUGCUCAGCCCUAUUCGGUCAUCUUCAACUGCACCCAUUGCAAGGAAGCGUAUAGAAAAUGGGUAUGCAGCUCCCUGGUGCCUUACUUUGCUCAUGGGGGACCGCAGGACUUGGAUAGCUCGGACAGCUGGGUCGGAAGCAGGCUUAGGCCCUGUCGGUCCUUUUGCCAAUCCGUGGAGCAACGUUGCCCUUACUUACUUCCGGGUGACCGUGCCCCCGCUUACCCCACGCAGUACGCCGGCGAACCUACUUUCCUUUGCAGAGAUCCAAACAUCCCCGAGACCGGAGAGCAAGCUGCGAGGGCGUUGCACAGCAGCGAAGAGGACGAGUGCUGUUUUCACGCGUGCUCCGAGGAGAAUCCGGGAUCGGGUAUCUGCGCGAAUUGUACGGACCGAGAACCACGGAAACGCGGGAGAAGCCACGAUCCUUCGACGGCGCCCUACUGCGAGAUUAAUCCUAUUCAACCAGCUUCCACAGGUGGACAGUAUCGUGCUCCGGGAACUACGGACAGCACGGUGAUCGAGGAAGGGGAUGAAUCGUACGAUUCGUCGAAGGAGACGGACGCGUCGGCGUCAGGGACGCUGACUAAUAUCGUGCAGCAACAAGGGACCUCGUUGUGCGGAAGCGGCGGUGUCGGUUCAAUGACGAGCAUCUCCUCUUCCGAUCGAUCAACGAUCAGCCUACUCGCGCAACUGUUUUGGUUAUGCUCGAUCCUGACCAGCAGCCUCGGCAACGUUCGAACGAUACCUGCGCUAUGGUUAUCUAGGAGCAUCGUACGUUUGACAGAGCCGUUGAUGGAUCGGUGGUGGUUGGCAGAGACGAGCAGCCGGCGACCGGUUGAGCUUGCCGGUUGGCUUCACGAAGCGAGCCUGCGUCACGUAACCAAGUGGAUGCUCGAAAAGUGGGUGACGGUCGAAGGUCGGUGCCGAGGUUGUUGGUGGUACCGGUGGUGUUGUUGGUGUUGGUGCUGGUGCUGGUGUUGGCGGUGGAGGUGGCGUAGAAUAUCGUCGAGCGGUCGCGUACGAUGGAAAUUCCGACCGCGGCUACCGCGUAGACCGCCUCGACCCCUAACAAUCGUUGCCCCCGCGCCGACCACCGCCACGUUAACGGGCAACGAAGAAACCGCCUCUCUUAAUCGUCCACCUCAUCCUCCUCGUCGUCGUCGUCGUCGUCGUCGUCGUCAUCGUCGUUGUCGUCGUUGUUGUUGUUGUCGCGUCUCGUCGACGCGGACAGGGGAUUUCGGCUCGUUCGCUGUCAAGUGUCGCUGGCGGCGAUGGAAUUGGUGGUGGUGGUGGUUGUAUCGAUGGUGGAGAUCGCGGGCCACGAUCGAGGACGCGAUGCGACGCGCAACCGGAAGAAACGAACGAAAUGGGAGGAAGCGAAGAAGAAGGAGGAGCAGGUGGAGGAGAAGGUGGAAGGGAAGAAGCAAAGGCAGUUUCGACGUUUUCGGCAAUGACGUUUGGCAUUGUUUGGCCACGCGACGAUACUUUAGAUUGUCCUCGAGGAAGGAUCCGCCAUAGAGGAGAUCGAGGGGAACGCAACAUGCGUGAAAUACAGGUUUUUUCAGUCGGUAACCAGAGCUCCGUCGUAAAGGACUUUGGAUCUACGAUUCCGUCGGACCUUCGAGAAACGGACGAAGGGUUUAAAGGGCUUUGCCCCGAUGGAGGAAGGUCCGUGUGUACAAGAGGGCGCGUGGCGAACGUAGAUAAAAAAGCUGGAAAGAGGAACGAUGGCGAGAUAAAAGGCAUUUUUGAAGAAGGUACUUCGAGAGUAGAGAAGAAUUACGAUAUCGAACGGGAAAAAUAAGAAAGACGAUAGGGAACGAGCAUACACGGUGAACGUGUACGAGACAGUUUCAAAGGAAGCUAAAGGUAAUUUCGACGUUGAAGAAAGAAAGAAAGAAAAAGAGACAGGAAGACGAAACAAAAAAAAAAGGAGACGAAGAGACCGGCAACGUCUAUCGCUAAUAAUAACGAUAACAAUAAUACAAUAAUAAUUAAUUAAUUAAUUAAAUAAAAAAAAAAAUUAACGACGAUUACGAUGACGGGGGUGAUGAUACGACGAUGCCCAUGAUGAAAUUACGAUAACGACGGUGAUCGAAGAAUAAUGAAUUAAAAUACUAGUUAACGAAUAAUAAUAAUGAUGCUGAUGAUACUGAUGAAUAAUGAGAUAAAAUAAUAACGAUUAAAUACUUAAAAGAAAAGAAAAAAAAAAUGAAGAAACCAUGAAGUAACGUUAACGUUUACGAUAGAAUGAUUACGAUACAGUUAUUAUUACACGUUCGAUGCGUUCCACAUAAAACACGCCCACACACGCGCGCACACAUAUACACGACACGUCAUAUACACACGUACACAAGGAAUAUUAAUUAUUUCGAAGAAAAAAAAAAAACGGAGAAGAUGAAGAAGAAUAAGAAAAAAAAAAUAAAAUAAAAUAAAAAAGUUAAAAGUGCGAACGAGCGAACGAAGAAGCGAGAGUACAUGGACGACAGCGUGAUAGUAAUCAAGAGCGAAAGAGAGAACGAAUGCGAGAAAUGAUAUGAAAAAGAGAGAAAGUGAGUGAGAAUGAAGAUAAAAAAGAGAUGAAUCGAAAAAUGGUACACACAAGAAGCAAAGCACACCUUCGCGUAUUAAGGCAUUAAACGAUUAAACGAGACAUUUAAAGAAUAAACAAAAAAAAUGACGUAGAUAGAUAGUAUUUCGGUCGUGAAAGGAAAACCAAAAAAAAAAGAAAGAAAGAAAGAAAGAAAGAAAAGGGGAAACGAAGGAACGCGACGAAAUACGGAGUCGACCACGUUCUUGUAUCGACGUUUCGUAAGGAAUUGUAGAAAUGGCAACAGAGAAUAAAACAUGACGUUAUCGAGGUAUAAUAUGUGUUCGUUUAGACAUUACAAUAAAUAACUACUAUGUUAACAUAGACACGUAACGGUACGAAUCGAGAGAGAAAGAACGAGGGAGUAAAGAGGAUAAAUGAAUGAAUGAAACGAAAGAGGAACUUGUAGUAGGGUGCAUGAUCAGUAGAGAGUGCGUGGGAGAAAAAUAAAACGAGAAUACGAAAAGCACACGAGGAAAAUAAAGAAGACGAAAUAGGGAAACAUUGAGUAGAAGAAGAAAACUCGUAGGAAACCGAUGAAUUUUUUUAUAGAAAAAUAUUCUGACGAAGUUACGAAAAUAGGUGUACGAAAAAAAAAACAAAAAAAAAAAUAAUAAGUAAAUUAAUAAUAACACUGUUUUUGAUACUCUUCUCUGCGCAGUGAAUCCGAAUAAGAUUUUCUUCCCUAAGAUAUUCAUCUACUUUUUCUCUCUCGCGAUCGUGCGCGUCGAUUUUUCAUUUCUUUCAAAGAAAUUCACAUUUCUUCGACGAGAACGCUGCGCAGAGGCAGAGUCGGAGAAUACAGAGAGAAAGAAACGUAGAGAAUCGUCGUCGUCGUCGAUGUGUCGUAAUUGCAAACGAAAAAUAAAAUGAAAAAAAAAAAAAAGAAGAAAAAAAGAAAUUUGCGGAAUGAUGGAAGCGUACACGCAUACACACGUGACACGUGCACGCAUACAGGUACACGACCUGUGUUUGUGAUCGAGGAAGCACAGAGGGAAAAGGAGCUGGUCGCCGCAUGUGCGUUAAUUAUGUUGUUAAACAUUGUCCAAUACAUAAUUGUUACUAAUUUACAUUUGUAAGAGGAACACGAGGAUGGGCAGCAAGCGAAAGAGAAACGAGAGCGCAUGUGGUACGAGUGCGACUGACGUCGGUACGAAUGACAUUGGACGAGUGAAAAUGAUGGUGAAUAAUUGAAGUGAAUAAUCGAGAAAGCGUGAUUAGCGAGACGAGGAGAAUAUAUAAAUAUUAUAAAUAACAAAAGUGACAAGGAGAGACGAAACGAAUAAUGAACAAGGACCGGAUGAACGGACUUGAAAACGCGUUCACGCGAUCGCGUGUAGAAAAUGCUUGAAAAAGCUGAUAAUUAAUCUCCUUUUUAAAAGACAACCAACUAUUAUGUUUCUUUAAUGAAAAAUUCAUUAACCCUUUAGAUGCUAUGCACCGCUAUAGUGGCUUUCUUCUUUACUUGACAGCAAGUUAGAUAGAACGCAAGUUCCCUUUCUAGCAACGCACAGAUUUAUUAAACGGUGGCUGGAGCAAUAAUAUAAAGAAUAAUAAUUUUUUUUUUUUCAAAAAGGUCGCGUCUAACGGGUGUCUCCUUUGUCGUUAGAACUCGAACGCGGUAAAGGAAGGCGGAAAGCGAAGCAAUGAAAGAUGUGAUUACGAUAAAGUCUCUAUUAUUUGAAUGAAA
Molecule: messenger RNA, 6305 nt
Organism: Osmia bicornis bicornis
Lineage: Eukaryota; Metazoa; Arthropoda; Insecta; Hymenoptera; Megachilidae
Gene: Mid1
Exons: 4
Coding region: 1-3543 (1180 amino acids)
Biological process (GO): calcium ion import across plasma membrane
Cellular component (GO): plasma membrane
Molecular function (GO): stretch-activated, monoatomic cation-selective, calcium channel activity
Source: RefSeq, a predicted model, not a curated record